AUGAGAAGCUCAGGCCCUGUCUCCAUAGGUGAGAAGGGAUUAUCCUCUUGGCCUGUGAAGGAGGAGUCUGUCACAUCUGAGGACUUCAAUCUUCCUAGCCAGUAUGGUGGUCGCGUUACUGCAAAUGAGCUGAAUUCCAUCAGUUUUCAAACUGUAUUGGAUGUAGAUCUUCUGGAUCUUGAUGACAAUUCUGUCAUUCUCCACCCUAGCAAAGUUAUGGGAUGGGAGACUGUGGGAAAGAAGAAGGGUAGAUGUACCCCUUUGCUGGACCCUGGUUCGAAAACCACUGGGUUUACUGCUAGCAUGAAAAAUAGAUAUGAAAUUUUAUCUGAUUCUGAUGUUGAUGAAAAUAAGGUCGCUAUUGAGAAUACCAUAAAAUUUGUACAUGAUGUAUGCCAGAAGCAUUUUGAAAAGCAAUUUCUCAAUAUUCCAAGUCAAGUCCAAAGGGAACAAGAGGCUGUGGCAGAGGCAGCUCAACUCGAAGCUCAGGCUGGAGCUAUGCAAGCUGAAAAUGUGUCAAACUUAGAGUCAGAUACUGAACAUGAGGCAGGAAAUGAAAUACCUGUGGAAAAGCCUUUUGUCAACAAAGGAAAGAUUCAUGAUUUUUGUGACACUGGAAUUCCAGGGAUUGACAAUGAGGAAUUGGAUCCUGAGAAUCAGUGCCGUGCUUGGGAGAACUUCAAUUUCUUGAAGGACGAGGAUCCUGAAGUGCAAAAGGUGAUCUAUGAAGAUGUCAUGAGAUCAUGGAAGGCACACAAGUGUUCCUCUGCCAAACCUGACAGCCAGAUUGGUGGUUCAUCCAAUGUGGAACCUGAAGUAUUCUGUAUCUCCACACCUGUAAUGAAGGGUGAGGUUUCAGGUGAUGGAGAGGCCAUGAACUUUACCCCACCAAUUACCAGCACCCCAAUCUCAAAGCCUGUAAAGAAGGUUAGGAUCGCGGAGGAUGUCAAGACCAAAGAGAUGUUCGAUGCAACUUUGGGCAACCAAAAGUCUUGGUGGUUUGCAGGGAUGGUCCCCAUUAUCAGGUUCUAA
This is a messenger RNA of Desarmillaria tabescens, 1032 nucleotides long. RefSeq lists its product as uncharacterized. The record is from RefSeq and is a predicted model, not a curated record. The transcript has 2 exons. NCBI's taxonomy places the organism in Eukaryota, Fungi, Basidiomycota, Agaricomycetes, Agaricales, Physalacriaceae. The coding region runs from base 1 to 1032 and encodes 343 amino acids.